ACUGAUUCUAGUGGCUUUCCGUUACUACACUACAAACACAAAGUCCACUCUGAGUAGCCAAAACCCUUGUCCUUUAACCUUCCUCGAUGGUUGAUUCACCGCCGAUUAGCUGAAGACGAUAAAAGGCUAAAAGCUACAGUCUUUUUACGGCCCGUCUGAUUUUGUUGCCUUUACUUUUAGUCGCAUCAUAAAUGGCAUCCGCCGUUUUGUCCAAAGCCCUCUUUGCCUGUCGUGUCCGUCAAGGUGUAUCUACACGUUCACCUUCAUCGCUCUUGCAAAAAUCCCAAUUAUUGUCUUCUUUAUUCGCCCAGAAGAGGCCUUUUCACUCGUGGCAAGUUUCUUCAUGUUCGACAUAUAAAAUUCCAAGGUGUAUUUCACGUAGCAUAUCUUCAUCAGCAGUCGCGUCACAGGCUUCAUUCUCCACACAGUCCUUGUCGACUAAUGAGCCUGUUGUUUCAGUUGACUGGCUCCAUGCCAACCUCCGAGAACCUGACGUGAAGGUGUUGGAUGCAUCUUGGUACAUGCCUGAUGAAAAGAGAAAUCCACUUCAAGAGUAUCAGGUUGCACACAUUCCAGGUGCUCUUUUCUUUGAUGUCGAUGGCAUAGCAGAUCGUACCACAAAUCUGCCGCAUAUGCUGCCAUCCGAAGAAGCUUUUGCUGCUGCUGUUUCUGCUCUUGGCAUUGAAAAUAAAGAUGGCCUUGUGGUUUAUGAUGGAAAGGGAAUAUUCAGUGCAGCUCGUGUUUGGUGGAUGUUCCGAGUUUUCGGGCAUGACAGAAUUUGGGUUUUGGAUGGCGGGCUCCCGAGAUGGCGGGCUUCAGGGUAUGAUGUUGAAUCAAGUGCUUCGAGCGAUGCUAUCUUGAAAGCUAGUGCAGCUAGUGAAGCGAUUGAGAAAGUAUACCAAGGGCAGCGGGUUGGACCAAUUACUUUCCAGACCCACUUCCAGAAACAUCUCGUGUGGUCACUUGAACAGGUUCAGAAAAAUAUUGAGGAGCAAACACAUCAGCAUGUUGAUGCUCGCUCAAAGGCUAGAUUUGACGGGUUAGCACCAGAGCCUCGGAAAGGAAUAAGAAGUGGCCAUGUUCCUGGAAGCAAAUGUCUCCCCUUUGCCCAGAUGUUAGAUGGCUCACAGACACUCUUGCCUGCAGACGAACUCAAAAAGAAAUACGAAGAAGCAGGAAUCGCUUUGGAAAGCCCUAUAGUGACGUCAUGUGGUACUGGUGUGACUGCGUGUAUUCUUGCAUUGGGCCUUCAUCGAUUAGGGAAGACAAAUGUUCCAGUGUAUGAUGGGUCGUGGACUGAAUGGGGAGCAAAUCCCGACACACCUGUUGCCUCUUCACAAAAUGCAACACAAUCUGUUGAUGAUGAUGAUGAUGAUGAUGAUGAUCAUAAAGAA
This is a messenger RNA of Striga asiatica, 1394 nucleotides long. NCBI's taxonomy places the organism in Eukaryota, Viridiplantae, Streptophyta, Magnoliopsida, Lamiales, Orobanchaceae. The record is from the annotation of a GenBank genome assembly.